Molecule: messenger RNA, 1452 nt
Organism: Akanthomyces muscarius
Lineage: Eukaryota; Fungi; Ascomycota; Sordariomycetes; Hypocreales; Cordycipitaceae
Exons: 1
Coding region: 1-1452 (483 amino acids)
Source: RefSeq, a predicted model, not a curated record
AUGCAGCUCGCUACGCUGCAGGCCUUUGUCGCCUCGGCCGUCGUCAUUCUCGCGCCCGUCGCUGACGCCUCGGUCCUUCACCGAAACCUCCACCACCAGGCGCGCCGACACACGCACCUGCACCAUGAGCACCACCGCGCUCUCGAGAGCCCCCCCAGCUCCGUCUCCUCGGUCGUCAAGCGCGGCACCUGCGCCUUUCCUACCGACGACCCCAACCUCGUCGCCGUCACCCCGGACCAGAAGAAUGCCGGCUGGGCUAUGAGCCCUGAUCAGUCCUGCGAACCCGGCCACUAUUGCCCCAUCGCCUGCAAGGAGGGCAUGGUUAUGAACCAGUGGCAGCCCGACUCGACCUACACCUAUCCUUCCUCCAUGAACGGUGGUCUCUUCUGCGACGACAACGGCAACAUCAAGAAGCCCUUCCCGGGCGAGCCCAAUUGCGUCCCCGGCACCGGUACCGUCAAGGCCAUCAACAAAUGCGGCAAGAAGAUUUCCUACUGCCAGACUGUUCUGCCCGGCAACGAGGCCAUGCUUAUUCCCACCGUUGUUGACUCCAUGUCCACCCUCGCGGUUCCCGGCAUCUCCUACUGGCAGAAGACAGCUGCCCACUUCUACAUCAACGGUCCCGGUGUUGGUUCCGAGGGAUGCAUCUGGGGCACGGAUUCUAACCCUCUCGGUAACUGGGCCCACUAUGUCGCCGGUGCCAACACGGAUGCUAGCGGCCAGACCUUUGUCCAGCUCUCCAUCAACCCCAUGUGGAAGAGUUCCGCCCUCUUCAGCACCAAGCCCGGCUUUGGUGUCAAGAUUGAGUGCCCUGAUGGUGGCUGCAACGGCCUUCCCUGUGAAAUCUCAGAAGAGGGUGAGAUCAAGAGCAACAACCUCGCCAGUGGCGCUGGAGGCGCCAGUUUCUGUGUCGUCACUGUCCCCAAGGGCGGCUCUGCUCACAUUGUUGCCUUUGAUGGCUCUGGCGGUCACUCUUCCGCCCCCGCUCUUGGCAACGCCGCUGCCGCCCAGGACUCUUCUUCUUCAUCCUCGUCAACGAGCUCCUCCACGCCGCCUCCGCCAUCCACCACCUCGACUCACAGCUCUACCCCUUCGCCCACGCCGACCAGCACCAGCACCAGCACUACUACCAGCUCUAGCACGCGGACUACCACUACCACCUCUUCUCACACCACUACUACCUCCACCACCACCACCACCACUACUACUACCACUGUCAGCACGCCUUCGUCUACCACCAGCGAGACUCCCACCGUGCAGCCUGGUAUCUUUCACGAAGAGAAUAACAGCACCGCCACCCACACCGCCAACAGCACCUAUGCAGGAUCUCCAAGUAGCCCUCAGGCCACUCCUACCACCAAGGACAAGAAGAAUGAGUCUGGACGUCAGCAGGGCAGCACUGCCAUUGUUAGUCUUGUCUUUGCGGUGGUCGCCGCUGCUUGCUUUUACUAG